Molecule: messenger RNA, 663 nt
Organism: Brassica oleracea var. oleracea
Lineage: Eukaryota; Viridiplantae; Streptophyta; Magnoliopsida; Brassicales; Brassicaceae
Exons: 3
Coding region: 1-663 (220 amino acids)
Source: RefSeq, a predicted model, not a curated record
AUGGGGGAUUCACAAAAGAAUAAAGAAAAAGACAAGGUGUGGGACGAGAAUUUAAAGAAACAUCCUACGCACAAGCAUCUACGGUAUGAUUCGGUUGAAAAAUAUGAAGAUCUGCAAAUCAUAUUUGGAAAUGGCGUAGCAACCGGUGGUUUUGCGAUUGGAAUGGGUGAUAGUACUGAUGCUCGCACCUUUAGAGUUGAAGAUAUUAGUCAAACGAGAGAAAACAUAAACCUUCAUCAAAGCAGCGAUGAAGUCUUUGAAUUAUCAUCUCAACAACCAUCAACAGAAUGUGGUAUGUCAGCUUUUCCAUGUACAGGUUCAAAGGAUCGUGCAGAAAAGCUUCAUCCAAGGAAGAGGUCAAGAAGGGAAGCUGAUACCAAUGCAGAUAAGCUGAAAAAUGAUCAAGAUGAUUCUAUGAUCAUAGUUAGCAACAAAAUUCUUAGUGUCAUACAACAAAGAGAAGAAAGACAACAAAGAGAAGCUGAGAAAAGAGAAGAAAAGCUAAAACGAGAAGCUGAAGAGAAGGAAGCUGAAGAGAAGGAAACUGAUAGAAAAAAAGAUAGCAUAUGGGAAGCCAUGAAAGAGAUUCCUAAUUUAGAUAAUCAUACUCGCUUCAAAUUUGGUAUCAGGUUAUGUUUUGGGAUUUUCCCCGAUCUAUAUUGA